Messenger RNA from Trichomonas vaginalis G3, 3306 nucleotides. RefSeq names its product TOR signaling. Lineage: Eukaryota; Parabasalia; Trichomonadida; Trichomonadidae. The transcript has a single exon. The coding region runs from base 1 to 3306 and encodes 1101 amino acids. Gene Ontology annotation, molecular function: protein-macromolecule adaptor activity; protein binding. Gene Ontology annotation, biological process: cellular response to amino acid stimulus; TOR signaling; positive regulation of protein serine/threonine kinase activity. Gene Ontology annotation, cellular component: cytoplasm; TORC1 complex. The record is from RefSeq and is a predicted model, not a curated record.
AUGAGUCCUUCAAUUCGAAGUUUAAGUGUGGAUGGAUUUAAAGAUGUCAAUAUACAAGCAUUAAUUACAAUGAAUAUCCCAUUAAACUUACCAUACAUACAUGAAUCAAAACUCCAAAUCAAACAAUACGGUCAAAGUAUCAUCAAAGCAUCAAAUUACAGCAAAUCCAGCAUAUUUAUUGUAUUGCCUUUUCUUGAGCAGACACAAGAAAAUCAAACAGAAUACUGCAAACUUUAUCCUUUUUACGUUUAUUGGAUACAAAUUUCAAAUACAACUCAGACACUAUUAUCAUCCGUGAUUUUGAAAGAAAUCAAUGCUGGUUUCAGUGAUAUUUUCCCUCGACACUCAAUAAUUUCUAAUGAGAAAUAUUUUACUCGAAUUCCAUGUUAUCUACAGAAAAUGAGACAAGACGAUCAAUUUUCUCAGCUUGUUUUCCACUUUAUCGGAUACAAUACAUCUUACAUUAGCGACGAUCGAAUAAAUUUCAUUUCUCAGUCAAAAGGCGAAAUUAUUUCCACUCCAAUCAUAGAAAUCUUCAAUUCAUUAGAGCACGACUUCAUUACAAUAUUUGAUGGAAGCAACAGUGGCUGUGCAUUAGAUAUUUUCAAGAAAUUCGAAGUAAGUAAUUCUGAUAAAAUUAUUUCGAACGGCAAAGACUUCUUUGUACUCUGCUCAUGCUCAUCCAAUGAGAGUAUGCCUAAGAAUCCCUAUCUUCCGCGUGAUUUUCUUACAAGUACUUUGUUAUCUCCAGUUCGUGUCUUAAUUUUAUGUUUUUUGAUCAAUUACUAUCCAGAGAAACUUACUGAUCAUGAGUUUCAACCUCUUACCGACAUAGAUCCAGAAAUUACUGAUUAUUUGAAUCAAGAAAUUAUUGCAAUCACAGAAACUAUUGCUUACGAAUGUUUACCGAAGGAAUUAUUCUUAUAUUUAUUUAGAACAGACGAUAAUGUUGCCAAAUUGUUCCAAAGAUUCAUUUUAGCUCAAUAUUUAUUAUCAAAUUUUAAUAUUCAUCCUGUUUCUUAUCCAGAGCUUCCCCAAUUGCAGCAUCAUCAUGCAUGGUCUCAUCUUAGAUUCACUCUUGAGAAAUAUGUCCUUUCCAAGCAUAAAAUCAUUUCUCAAAACGAAUCCGAUUUAUUUCAAAGCGUCAUCAGCUCAUUUUUCAAGAAUAUAAACUCCAAGAACAUGGACAAGACUGUUAUUAACGUUGCCUCUAUUAUUCCUUCGAUAUUUUCCUCAGCGAUUGAGUUAUAUGCUCCUUUGUCAUAUUACGCGAGUCUUUCACCAGAAAAUCGAAAUGAAGUGAUUGGAAUUCUUAAUUUUAAGAAACUUUUCAGUCUCCUUUUCAAACAGAUGCAUUCUACAACAUUAUAUCAUUCUAUUGCUUAUUUAACAAUGACAUCUCUUAUGGCGAAUAACAAAUCAAUAUUGUCAGUUGUAGAACAACCAGAUCUUCAGUUUUUGUUUGAUAAAAUCAUGGAUAGAAAAGUUUCUCCAGUAACAAGAACAAUUCUCACAGCUAUUCUCACGAGAAUUGUUGAUUCUUAUCAAUCAGCUCAUAAUUUCUUUAUUACAGAAAUUGUUUUUAAAAAUUUCUGUUCAAACAUAAAAGAAUUGGAAAUACAACCACUUAUAUGGCAAUUCAUUCUAAUGAAGCAAGUUUUCAAGCAUUUUUCAAUCGAUAGAGUUAAUUUUCAUGAUGAAAAUGUUCAUAUACAAAUCUCUGCUUUGAUGAUGCAUAAUUCAUAUGAAUUGAGGGCUUCAAUGAUUGCGUUGCUUUCUAAUUUCAUGCAAACAGGAAAUCCAACUUUAAAUAGACAUUUGUUUACUUCAAUUUUGCCGCUGUGUUUGGAUAUGAGUUAUUUAGUUAGAUACCAAUUUUUAAUGUUUAUAAUUAGAUAUUUAGCGAGUUCUAGAGUUGAUAUUGAAGCGAAAAUUUAUAAACCUCCUUCGAUUUCUAGUUUUUCGCAGUUUUUUGAUGUUUUGUUCCACUCAGGAUUACACUAUUCCCAAUUGUUGUCUUCCUUCUCACUCCUUCAAAGUGUUUCCGCGAGAAUUGCGAGCAACCAAAAUUCCGAAAUAAAUUGCAUCAAAAAUGGUUUGUUUAUUAUUAAUUUUUUGACGCAAGAUCCUUCUCCAAUUGUUCGAGAAACAGCAAUAAAAGCACUAGAUCUGUUCAAAAAACACGAUCGCCAAGAAGUUGCUCCUCCUUUUAACUCUUCAUCUCAGAACCUUGCAACAAUACAAUCAAGAGCUGAAGUUGUAUCUGAAAAUUUUGAUAUUCCUGAUGAUUUCAGUGUUCUUUAUUCGAAUCUUUGUGCGCAACUCCUUAAAUCAGAGCAAUGGAACCAAGAGAACUAUCAGAAGCCAUUUUGCAAAGAGAAUAACGCGGAAGAAAAGAGUUUUAUGCCUUCAAAAAUCAAAUUGAGAAAUAAAAAAUUAGUUGGCGAUCGACAUAUCGAAAGAUUGGCCUUUGUUAAUAGAGAAAUGGUUGUUCAAACUUCUCCAAAAACUAUCUCUAUUUUGGAAAACAAUUUGGCACUAAGAAAAUCAUUCACAUUUCCUUCUGUAAUUUCAUCAAUUACUACACAUAAUAUAAACCAAACAGAUAUUGUAUCAUGUGCAACAAAUGAUGGAGUAAUUCAUCUUUAUGACCCUAAAGAAAACUCUAUUUUGACUUCUUUCAGAUCAACAAUGGAGAAUUCACCACAAAUAAUCACAACAUCCCUUUCAUCAAAUAAAAUUGCUGUUUCUGGAGGCCAAUCAUCCAAUGCUGUUAGGUUGUUUGAUAUUUCAUGUCAAAAGUUCAUUGGAGAAUGGAAUAUCCCAGAUAAAUCAACAAUUUCAUGUUUGUAUAUACAUGAAAAUGAUGAAAAUUUGUGUAUUUGUGGUUUAAACAAUGGAUAUUUAGUUCCUGUUGACUUCAGAGAUGACCAAAUGAACAAGAGAACUCCUCUUGGUGUAAGAGAUGACAAAGUUAUUAAUAUUUGUGGAAUUAGAUGCCAGAGACAAGUAAUUUACGCAUCAACAGCUUCAGGACGAAUAAUGAGCUGGGAUGUCAGAGGUUCUUAUGUCUCGUUAGUUUCAGAAAGAAGAGAUUUCUGCACAGGAUUCGAUAGUUCCCCGAAUUUUCCAAUUUUAUUUUAUUCAUCAACACAAGAUAAGCCAGCAAUUUUGUCUCCAUCAGGACAGAAGGCCACAGAAAUCGACUGCUUUAAAGGUUCCAUGAUUUGCACUUCAAAAGAGAAUGAUUUAGUUGCAUUUGCUGAAACUAAUGGAAAUGUUCAAGUAUUUGAAGUACUCCUAUAA